GCAGACGUGCCUGUGUGUGUGUGUGUGUGUGUAUGUGCAUUUGUGUUAGUCAGUGUGUGUGUGUGUGUAAGUGUGAGAGAGAGAGUGUGUGUGUGAGAGAGAGAGAGAGAGAGAGAGAGAGAGGGGCUGGUGCUGGCAGACAUGGAGGAGCUGAGCGCUAUGGGAGAGCAGGUUUUUGAUGCCGAGUGCAUUCUGAACAAAAGACUGCGAAAGGGAAAGUUGGAGUAUCUGGUGAAGUGGAGGGGAUGGUCGGCCAAGCACAAUAGCUGGGAGCCACAGGAGAACCUCCUUGACCCAAGACUGCUGGCUGCAUUUAACAAGAGGGAGCAGGAACGAGAGCUGUUACUCCAGAAAAGAGGAAAACGACCUCGUGGAAGACCGCGGAAAAUUAUGGAAACUGUUCCACAAGUCUCAAAAUCGAGCAGUUCCUCAUCAUCAUCAUCUUCAUCUGGCUCCUCCUCUUCUUCAUCCUCCUCUUCCUCUUCAUCCGAGGAUGACGAUGAUGACGAUGACGGCAACAGUGACAGGAAGCCGAAGCUGAGCCCCCGUCCGAGGGAACUGCAUCCCGUUCCACAGAAAAAGGCUCAGAUUGUAGUGGCCAAACCGGACCCUCCGAAGAAGAAGAGAGGCAGGAAGCCUCUGGCGCCAGAGCUAAAGGCCUUGCGGCAGAGUCAGGCCAAGAGUUCACGAAAACCUAUGCCCAAAGACUCUCUGUCUGACUUGCGAGGCAGCAUCAAGAAACCCCUCAUGCCUGCCAGCUUCACCUACACAGGCAUGAAUCGAGCUGCCAACAGGGAGCCAAUGGCAAUGCAGAGCAGAGGAUCCUUUAAUCACAAUGCAUCUUCAAAGAGCUCUCUGGGUUCGGUGGGUCCAGGUCGCCCAGUGGGACCGCUUGGACGGCCAUCGCAAGGGAAAAGCACUGCAGAUUUUAAACUCUCUGACAUGGGGAGUGGAGGAGGAGGACUGGAUUUAAAAGCGUCAGCAUGCAAGUCUCCGGGAGUGGCGUCACUUAGCUUACACAACCCAAAACUUACAACCUGCAAUACCAAUGGACAGGCAGCAGUGGGAGCUCCUAACUGGACAAAAAAACAGGAAUCUCUGGCGCAAAGUCCAUUGCAACGACCAGCCAGCAACAAACUUGCAACUGCUUUGUCCUCUGCAAAAAGCUCCAGUAACCAGACCACAAGCCUCCAGCAUGCCACCCUGCACAGUGUUAGCAAAAUGCCACAAGGUAGUGACACCUCUGCAGUUGAUGGCCAAGGCUCUAUCCAUCGGAACUCUGGAAGCACAGUGAGAAAAGGCCCAACACAAGAGAAGAGCCUUUCGCUGAAUCCGACCAGUCAAGCAGCAGGAUUGGGAAUGGUGGGAACCCGCAAUAACAGCAUGCCUGUUGGGGUGGAGAGGGUAAAAUCGGAGGAUUGCAGUGACCCAGCGGAGAGAUUUGGGAAACCAAAUCAAGGCAGGCCUCAGAAAGGCCUGAACUUCCCACCUACUUUGGACAGAAACGGCUCCAAAGACGGCACCAAGACGGCGAAGACAUUGAGCGAAAUGAGCACAGGGGAAGAAGGAACCAGUUCUGAGUCUGAGCAUGAGUCUUCAUUACCCAGCAAAAGGCAGGAUCUCUCGACUGGUGUGCAGGCAAGCCAGGACUGGAGGCCCACACGCAGCCUGAUAGAACAUGUUUUUGUCACCGACGUCACCGCCAACCUAGUCACAGUCACCGUGAAGGAGUCUCCCACCAGCGUUGGCUUCUUCAGUAUCCGGAAUUACUAAUCAUUUGUGAACCAUUUUGGUGCUUGGAAGACUUCAGAAACGUUUUGUUCUCUACUCGUAUCUCCAGGAUUUUGUAUUGGGAGUUUUCAACUUUUUUUUUUUUUUAUUCAAAGAACCAUCUCAAUUUGCCAUUAAAGGGGUAGAGCACACUGAUUUAACAUUCUCUAACAAACAUUGGCAUUGCAGUGCAUUUGCAGUUGGCUCUAUAGUGUUCAGAAACAAGAACUGACAAGCCAAAUGAGCUAGCGUAAAGGGAGAACAACAUUCUAAAACAAAGUAAAUUGGGGACUAGAGUGGGAGACAAUCUGGAGACUCCCAACAAUCACACACAGAGAUAGUGAAGGUAUAGGGUUUGUUAGUGCUUGUUAGAGGAUGCAUCGUCGAUGUGCUUUGACUUUAAAAUAGGAGACCAAACUUAAGACUGGAAGAUAUGAUACAUGGUCGAGAAAAUGCUCUUUAUGUACGUCUUUAAUCAGGUGCUUUGCUAAGUGGUGCUUAGUGAAAGAAGAAACACAGUCUUGUAGAUCACAUUUUUAUACUAUGUUACAACCAACGUGUCUUAUACUAAGUCAGCGGACAUAUAUGCGAGCCUCAUCAUGGAUAUCGGAGCAAACGUGGUUUAAUGUUCUCAAACAGUAUUGUUUACAUGAGCACAAAACUACAGAAGAAGACAAUUUUUAAACUUAUCCAAAGUUUUUUGUUUGUUAUUUUGGCCAGUUUAAGGAGGCCAGUUUUAGAUUUGUGAAGCUUUUGCCUUACUAGAACUAUAAGCAGCAGUCUCAAGGGCAGUUUAGCAUUGUUCUGUUCUGGCUAAUAUGUGGCCUUCUCUCCGAUAGCAUUUGAUAUCUCCAUCUUUAUUUAUUGUUUCUUACUGUGUUGUGAUUUUUAGAUUUUGUGUAAAAACAGUAAACAAUCUUUUUUGUAGGAAAAAAGCUGACAACUCAUUUUAAAUCAAACUUUCAUGAAGCAUGGACUUGACACAGUUUAUUUUAAAUGAGACUUUUUUGAGUUAAGGGUUAGAAUGUGAAUCUUAAAGGGGAAUUCCACCGAUUUUUCAGGAUCACUGACAUGUAAACAAAGUCUUUCAGAGUGGUUUGAUGUGAAGUGGUGUAUUGCAGAGAAAUUUACAGAAUCAGCUGUAUUUACUUUCUUUGAAUGGCCAAAACCUAAUUGCAAAACUAUCUUUCAAUGGUGAAAGUAGAGAAAUCACCAAACUGUGCUGAGCUCUGGCCCUCUAGCACCAGAAAUUGGAGACCCCUGACAUAAGAGAUUAUACCUACACUAUGUGAGAUUUGGAGGUCUCUGUUAGAAAUGUGUAAUUUCAGGCAAAAAGUAAGUAUUUGUUACCAUUUUACACAUGAAAGAGCUUUUAGGCUACGUUCACAUUACCAGUUUGAAGUGGCACAAAUUCGAUUUUUUUGUCCUAAUGUGACUCAGAUCUGAUGUUUUCAGGGCUGUGUGGACAUGCAAA
Molecule: messenger RNA, 3244 nt
Organism: Colossoma macropomum (tambaqui)
Lineage: Eukaryota; Metazoa; Chordata; Actinopteri; Characiformes; Serrasalmidae
Gene: cbx2
Product: chromobox homolog 2 (Drosophila Pc class)
Exons: 5
Coding region: 142-1773 (543 amino acids)
Biological process (GO): negative regulation of transcription by RNA polymerase II
Cellular component (GO): PRC1 complex; heterochromatin
Source: RefSeq, a predicted model, not a curated record